Molecule: messenger RNA, 1029 nt
Organism: Colletotrichum spaethianum
Lineage: Eukaryota; Fungi; Ascomycota; Sordariomycetes; Glomerellales; Glomerellaceae
Product: sphingolipid long chain base-responsive protein PIL1
Exons: 3
Coding region: 1-1029 (342 amino acids)
Biological process (GO): negative regulation of protein kinase activity; eisosome assembly; endocytosis
Cellular component (GO): eisosome filament; plasma membrane
Molecular function (GO): lipid binding
Source: RefSeq, a predicted model, not a curated record
AUGCUUCGCUUCUUCUCUCGCAGCAGCGAGAAAUGCGAUGGCAGCUCAAGUGUCGACUUGAAAAGCACAGGCUACGGUUCCCCUAUAGUGACUUCCAUCACGACUCCGUCUACAUCCAACCACCGUCGCAACGGCUCCCAGAACACCUCCACGAAGCGUACCGGCUUCUCCUUCAACUCCCUCCGCGGCAACGUCCAGCCCGAGCUCUCGCGCAAGCUCUACCGCAUCAUCAAGAGCGAGAACAACCUCAUCACCGCCCACGAGACGGCCGGUCGCGAGCGCAUCUCUAUCGCCACCCAGCUGUCCGAGUGGGGCGAGCAGACCAACGAUGCCGCCGUUUCUGACGUCUCAGACAAGGUCGGCGUCAUCCUGAGCGAGCUCGGCGAGCAGGAGGACCAGUAUGCCCACUCCCUCGACGAUGCACGUGGCGUGCUGAAGCACAUCCGCAAUACGGAGAAGAGCGUGCAGCCAAGCCGCGAUGGCAAGGAUAAGAUUGCCGACGAGAUUGCGAAAUUGAAGAUGAAGGAGCCCCAGAGUGCUAGGCUUGUUGUGCUCGAGCAGGAGCUGGUUCGCGCCGAGGCCGAGAACUUGGUUGCGGAGGCCCAACUGACGAAUAUCACUCGCCAGAAGCUCAAGGAGGCUUACGAAGCCGAGUUUGCCGCAACCAUUGAGCGAGCCGAGAAGCAGAUCAUCCUCGCCAAGCACGGUCGAAGACUCUUGCAACUCCUCGACGACUCCCCUGUCGUUCCAGGCGAUAUGCGUCCGGCCUAUCACCAUGCUCAACAGGCACGGCAGAUUCUCAACGAUGCGGAGGACGACCUGCGUGACUGGCGUCCAGAGCAGGAUGACUACGCUGUCGACCCAUCCGACUCUGUGUCCAACACUAAGGGAAAGCAGAGCUUGGUACACGACGAUGACGCCAACAUUGUUGCUGGCUCAGUGCCUGGGAAUAGGACGGUUCAGGAGAGCGAUGAUGCUAGUGUUGUGAGCAACGGAACGAGACAGAGCGAGGCGUUGGCGGCUCAUUAG